Nycticebus coucang (slow loris) is the source of this 3842-nucleotide messenger RNA. RefSeq names its product long-chain-fatty-acid--CoA ligase ACSBG2-like. Gene Ontology annotation, cellular component: membrane; endoplasmic reticulum. Gene Ontology annotation, molecular function: long-chain fatty acid-CoA ligase activity. NCBI's taxonomy places the organism in Eukaryota, Metazoa, Chordata, Mammalia, Primates, Lorisidae. The record is from RefSeq and is a predicted model, not a curated record.
CAGCACUUCCAUCAUCAUCUUCUGAAUAAUGUCAGUCUGCCUUCCUGCCUCACAAAUGCCUUUCCAGCAAGCAUCGAUGCAACGUUAGUUGCUCCCAGGCUGUGGACCAUCCAUCGAAAUGGAGAAGUCCUUCUGAGGCUAUCAAAAUAUGGACCAGGCCAUGAGGCUCCGAUGACCAUCCCUGAAUUAUUUCGAGAUUCUGUCAGCUGGUUUGGGACACAUCCAGCCCUUGCAUCCAAAAACGGCAACAAGUGGGAUCUGAAUUUCAGCCAGUACUAUGAGGCUUGUUGGAAGGCUGCCAGGUCCUUGCUCAAGCUGGGCUUGGAGUGUUUCCAUGGAGUUGGCAUCCUGGGUUUUAACUCUGUGCAGUGGUUUGUUGCUGCUCUUGGCUCUAUCUUAACAGGGGGUCUUUGUGUCGGUAUUUAUGCCACCAACUCUGUUGAGGCUUGUCAAUACAUCAUCAGUCAAGCCAAGGUGAACAUCUUGCUGGUUGAAAAUGAUCAACAGUUACAGAAAAUCCUUUCGAUUCCAUGGAGCAGACUGGAGACUCUAAAGGAGAUUGUCCAGUACCGGCUGCUGAUGAAAGAGAGCCGUAACAACCUGUACUUUUGGGAUGAUUUCAUGGAACUUGGCAGUAGCAUUCCUGACACUCAACUGGAGAGAAUUAUUGAGAGCCAGAAAGCUAAUCAAUGCACCCUUAUCAUCUACACUUCGGGGACCAUAGGCCCACCCAAGGGAGCAAUGCUCAUCCAUGACAAUAUCACGCGGAUGGCAGGGGCAGUUUCAAAAGACUUUGGUCUAUUGGAGAAGCGGGAGGUGGUGGUCAGCUACCUCCCCCUCAGCCACAUUGCAGCACAGAUGAUGGACAUCUGGAUACCUAUAAAGAUUGGGGCAGUCACAUACUUUGCUCAGCCAGAUGCUCUCCGGGGUUCGCUGAUGGACAUUCUGCGGGAGGUGAGGCCCACCACAUUCUAUGGCGUCCCAUGGAUCUGGGACCGGAUGCUUGACAACCUCAAGGCCAGCCAGCUGGACUCGACCACGCUGCGGAGGAAGUUUGACAAGUGGGCCAUGAUGCUGGGACUGAGGACCAAUCAGAAGCGGAUGUUUGGGCACAUAGAUCUUCCACUAUGCUUUGGCCUGGCCAAGAGCCUGACCUUCAACCCAGCCAGGAAGUUCUUUGGCCUGGAACACUGCCAGCAGUUCUUCAACAUGGGGCCAGGGCUCCCCAGGGCCACCCUGGACUUCUUCCUCAGCCUCAACAUACCCAUCUUUGAGUUCUAUGGCUUGACCGAGUGCACAGGCAUCCACUCCGUAUCCAGCCACAAGGCCUUCCGGCUGCUGAGCUCUGGGAAGGGGCUACCCAGGGCCCACACCAGGGUGCAUAAGGAAGACGAGGAGGGUGUUGGGAACAUCUCUAUUUGGGGCCGGAACAUCUUCAUGGGUUAUCUCAACAACAAGGAGGAGACAGAGAAGAGGAUGGACUCCCAAGGCUGGAUGCACACAGGGGACCUGGGCUUUUUGGAUGUUAAUAAGUUCCUGUACAUCACAGGCAAUGUCAAUGAUAUCAUCACUCUCAGUUCUGGGGAAAAGGUCAACCCCAAACCCAUCGAGGACCGCGUAAAGACGUACAUCCCCAUUGUGCGGCACGUGGUGGUGGUGGGCCAGGAUGCUCCGUACCUGUGCGCCCUGCUCACGCUGAAGUGCCAGGUCAAUAUGGAGACAGGAGAGCCUCGAAACAUGCUGACCAGCGAGGCCGUGGCUUUCUGCCGGCAACUCAAGAGCCACUCUACAAGGCUGACAGACAUCAUCAAUGGCCAGGACCACAUCAUCACAGGGUUCAUCAGCGAGGUCAUUGACACCAUCAACGUGGAAGCUCAGUCAGAGAGUACCAGAAUUGUCAAGUGGACCAUCCUCAACACAGACUUCUCCAUUGCUGGCGGGGAGCUCGGGGCAACAACGAAAGUGAAGAGGGCAAUCGUGGCCAAAAUAUACCAAGAGGAAAUUGAAAAGUUUUACAAGGAGGACUGAUUAGUUGUGGCCAGGAAGAGGCUCCAUUCCCUCUCUGUGUCCCUUUCCAUUGACUAUCAAGGAGCCAAUUCUUAGAGGGAGGAAAGCACGCCCAGCGAGGGGGCCUGCUGGCCACUAGCAUGACUCUCAGGGGAAGUGCUGUAAGUCUAAAAGAAUUAAUAAAACUGGCUCACUAGAGCAGUGGCUCUCACCCAGGAGCAAGUCUGCUUAUAGGGCUCCUGUGGUGAUGUCUGUGGUGGUCACAUCUGGUAAUCUGGCAUGGACUGGGUGGGUGCUGGUGUGCUGCUUAGCACUCCAGUGUUUGGGACAGCUCCCACUGCCAGGAGGAGAUGUCAGUGGUGCCUGGCUCCGCAGUGAAGGCUCCGUGAGAUUCAGAAGCUGCCUUGACAAAGCUCCUGGGUUUCUUUCCUUUCACUUUGAAAAAUACACACCCUAUCUUAAGUAAGAAGUAGUUUGGGGUUUGGUGGACAGGCCUGUUGUCCUUUUUUUUUUUUUGGUUGCAGUUUUUGGCCGGGGCUGGGUUUGAACCCAGCACCUCCAGCAUAUGGGGCUGGCGCCCUACUCGUUGAGCCACAGGCGCCACCCAGGCCUGUUGUCCUCUUUAGAGACAGUGCAGGGCUGUGGCCCAGCUGCCUGCAAGCACCCUGAGGUGCAUAAGAGGGCAGACAAGGGCCUGCAACUAGCCUGUGUAUGGGGUCAAGGACACCCAGGCUCAAGGAGUUCACACACUGGAUUCAUCAAAAACACUUGGGAGACUCCUUGUUCAUAUGGCACAUGUUAAAUCUCAUCUGGCACCCACCUUGUAGAGAAGAUACAGAGAUGACCCUGUGAAGCCCGUGGACACGCGCAGCCAAGUGCUCAGCCCUGACAAGGUUCCCACUGGGGCUGCAAGUGGCUACCAGGCCAGAACAUGCACAGGGAGCAUCUACAAAAGUCCUGUACAUGAGUAGGAAGCAGAAGAGCAACAUCAGGAGAGACUGUACCAAGAACUGGCACUCAAGGAGAGCCACCAGAUCUUGCUUUGUAUAAUGUGCAUGUUUUUGCCCAAAGUUUUGAGGGAAAAAUAACUAUAUAUUAUAUAUAGGUAGUAUGGCUUGGAAGUAGGGGAGCCCAGCAGCACUCCUAGGGCUGCUGCGCCAUCCCGCUGGGGCCUGCUGGGUGCACUGGGGGAGGUGCCGUAAGUCUAAAAGAUCUUCUAGUCUGGGAGGAUCUGGGAUUCAGUGGGAGCGGGCCAGAGUGGCCUCUGCUGAGAGCCGUGAUUAGGGGAGGACUUGAUGGCAGGAAUGUGCAGAGUGAGGCCUGAGGCCUGAGGCCUGGCCAGGUGAAGGUGGACUGCAAGCCCUGCACAGGUCCCAGGGACCCACCUGGCUACCUGCAGGCUGAGUAGCCUCAAAUGCUCCUGCCCUGCCAGCCAUAUGCUUGUCCAUCUCACUUGUGCCGGUGAUGUGGCAGGGAAUGAAGGGCUCCUGGGAGAGAGGGAGGGGGCAGGCUUCAGAGCAGUGGCUUGGGAGGGUGGGUAUGUGUGAUCUGUAAAUUUACCAGGAGGGUGCUAGUCCUCCCCAGCUGUGCCUCUCCUGGCUGAAACCUGGCCACUUUCUUGAGGGGCAUUUUCCUGCAAGUUUGAGUCAAAAGUGUGUGUGUACAUUAUACAAGGGAGCACAUUAUACACAGCAAAAUAUGUUAUUUCCCUGGAGAAAUACUAGGGAAUGUUAUCCAAGAAAUAAACACAUGGAAUUGGUUGGCUUGGCUUCUGGUCCAGCGUGUGUGGUGCUAGGAAGUCAUCGUGUCCAUCCUAACCAGAAAAACAGCUGAAA